Messenger RNA from Lynx canadensis (Canada lynx), 1527 nucleotides. RefSeq names its product pleckstrin homology domain containing O1 (gene PLEKHO1). The record is from RefSeq and is a predicted model, not a curated record. The coding region runs from base 185 to 1411 and encodes 408 amino acids. Gene Ontology annotation, biological process: regulation of myoblast fusion. Gene Ontology annotation, cellular component: ruffle membrane; muscle cell projection membrane. NCBI's taxonomy places the organism in Eukaryota, Metazoa, Chordata, Mammalia, Carnivora, Felidae. The transcript has 6 exons.
GGAGGGCGCCGGGGGGGCGGGGAGCGGGCGUGCGUGUGUGUGCGAGUGCGAGGGAGGCCGGCCUCUAGUGUAACCGGAGCUACAAAGAAGGGGAGCGUCCGGGAGAGGGAGGGCGGAGCAGCGGCGGCGCCGGGGGCAGCUCCGCCAACCGCCCCUUCCCCCGCGCCCGCGCCCACCCGGAACGAUGAAGAAGAACAAUUCCGCCAAGAGGGGGCCUCAGGAUGGAAACCAUCCGUCCGCACCUCCGGAGAAGGUCGGCUGGGUCCGGAAAUUCUGCGGGAAAGGGAUUUUCAGGGAGAUUUGGAAAAACCGCUAUGUGGUGCUGAAGGGGGACCAGCUGUACAUCUCUGAGAAGGAGGUAAAAGAUGAGAAAAAUAUUCAAGAGGUAUUUGACCUGAGUGACUAUGAGAAGUGCGAAGAGCUCCGGAAAUCCAAGAGCAGGAGCAAGAAAAAUCAUAGCAAGUUUACUCUUGCCCACUCCAAGCAGCCCGGCAACACGGCUCCCAGCCUCAUCUUCCUGGCAGUUAGUCCAGAAGAGAAGGAAUUGUGGAUCAAUGCCCUCAACUCCGCUAUCACCCGAGCCAAGAACCGUAUCUUGGAUGAGGUCACCGUCGAGGAAGACAGCUAUCUCGCCCACCCCACUCGAGACAGGGCAAAAAUCCAACACUCCCGCCGCCCCCCAACGCGGGGACACCUAAUGGCCGUGGCUUCCACCUCUACCUCGGAUGGGAUGCUGACCUUGGACCUGAUCCAGGAGGAAGACCCUUCUCCCGAGGAACCCACCUCUUGUGCCGAGAGCUUCCGGGUUGACCUGGACAAGUCUGUGGCCCCGCUGGCAGGCAGCCGGCGGAGAGCAGACUCUGACCGUAUCCAGCCCUCCUCAGACCGAGCAAGCGGCCUACCCCGAGCUUGGGACAAGCCAGACAGAGGGGCCACCUACACCCCCCAGGCACCCAAGAAGUUGACCCCCACGGAGAAAGGCCGCUGCGCUUCUUUGGAGGAGAUCCUGUCUCAGCGGGACGCCGCCCCCGCCCGCACCCCCCAGCUGCGGGCCGAGGACCCCCCGGCCUUCAUUCCACCCCAUCCGGGGCAGCUGUCCCGGAUCCAGGACCUGGUAGCCAGGAAACUGGAGAAGACUCAGGAGCUGCUGGCAGAGGUUCAGGGACUGGGAGAUGGAAAGCGAAAGGCCAAGGACCCCCCUCGGUCCUCUCCCGAUUCGGAGUCCGAGCAGAGGCUGCUGGAGACCGAGCGGCUGCUUGGAGAGGCCUCGUCCAAUUGGAGCCAGGCGAAGAGGGUGCUGCAGGAGGUCAGGGAGCUGAGGGACCUGUACAGACAGAUGGACCUUCAGGCCCCCGGCCCCCACCUCACACCAGCCACUCAGCACAGUCAGUACCGCAAGAGCCUGAUGUGAAGGCAGGGGGACGGUGGCUGGGACUUGGGGGGUGCACAGACUCAUCUCCGAGUGUUGCAGGAUAAAGCUUUUUUAUUUACCUCAGUUGAAAAAAAGAAACUCGUUGCGCAUGCUGA